AUGGAACGACUUCUACGCCCUCCCCGGUUCGAAGUGGACCCUGACUCUGCCCAGGCCGCCAAGGAGUGGACACACUGGCUGCGGACAUUUACAAACUUCGUUGAAGCAGUGCAGCUGACUACCCCUACCCUUGACAAACUGGUUCUUCUCACUAACUAUGUGGCUCCUAGUGUGUAUGACUUUAUUUCUGAGUGUGAGACUUAUGAGAAGGCUGAAGAGGUUCUGACAUCUUUGUACGUGAAACCAAAGAAUGAAAUAUUUGCCAGACAUUUACUUGCCACUCGCAGGCAAAACUCAGGUGAGUCCCUGGAUCAGUUCCUGCAGGCACUGAAGCUACUUGCUAAGGACUGCCAAUUCAAAAGUGUAACUGCGGAGGAAGCGUGUGACAGUUAUGUUCGGGAUGCCUUCAUUAAUGGUUUGGUCUCGUGUGCAAUACGCCAGCGUCUGUUGGAGAAUAGGACACUGAACCUAAAUACUGCUUAUGAACAGGCUCGCACUCUGGAAAUGGCCCAGAAGCAUUCAGCCUCCUACUCUUCAGCAGAACCUGUCAAUGCUGCUGUGUCAGCAGUGAGUCGAGAGGAGGAAUCAUCUAGUGCUGAAAAUAACAGUGAGUCUGUUUCUGCUGCUACUUCUGGUGCUCGAUGUUUUUUUUGUGGGAACAACCGGCAUCCCCGGACUCAGUGUCCUGCUAAAGACGCUGUGUGUUUGAAAUGUAAGAAGCAAGGGCAUUAUGCUAGGGUGUGCCGCUCUGUGAAACAGGUGAGUGGCUCUUCUAGUCCAAAACAUUCUGCAGCAAUGCCAGCUUCAAUAGUGGGGGCCUCCCCUAAGUGUCUUGAAAAAUCCAUAACACCUCUCAAGCUUAAUGGUAGCUCUGUCAGUGCCCUUAUUGAUACUGGGAGUUCAGACAGCUUUGUGCGUCAUGAUGUAGUGGACCUAAACAAACUAACUAUGUCUCCAGAGCAUGGAAAAGUCUCUAUGGCUGAUGAAUCCCUGUCCUCAAACAUCUUAGGUCUGUGCACUGUGGACUUGGAGUUGCAAGGAGAGACUUAUCACGGUGUUGAACUCAAGGUGUUACAAAGCUUAUGUAGUGAUGUGAUACUAGGGCAUGACUUCCUGAGGAAACAUUCUGGCCUGGAAAUGGAUUUUGGAGGAGAAAAACCUCCCUUGAAGAUAUGUUCACUAGGUGUUGUUAAGGUGACCCCUCCUUUCCUUUUCAAGAACCUGACACCAGAUUGUAAACCAGUGGCUAAUAAGUCAAGAUUAUACUCCUUGAGUGACAAGCAGUUCAUUGAAGCCGAGACUGAGCGUAUGAUGUCGGAAGGAAUAAUAAGGCCUAGUAAUUCUCCUUGGAGGGCUCAAGUGCUGGUGACAUCAGGGGAGAAUCAGAAGAGGAGGAUGGUUAUAGAUUACUCUCGUACCAUAAACAGGUUCACUGAGCUUGAUGCCUACCCCCUGCCAAAUAUCGACGAGAUGGUGAACAACAUUGCACGGUACAAGGUGUUCAGUACCUUAGAUCUGAAAAGUGCUUACCAUCAGGUUGCAAUAAGAGAAGAGAGACCGUACACUGCAUUUGAAGCUGGGGGCAAACUUUAUGAGUUCAGUCGCAUUCCAUUUGGAGUGAAAAAUGGAGUAGCAGCUUUUCAACGUGUGCUUGACGAAAUCCUUAAGAAAGAAAAAGUAAGUGGUACUUUUGCUUAUGUUGACAAUGUUACUGUGUGUGGUGAGACAGAGGAGGAGCAUGACCAGAAUUUACGGAGGUUUUUGAAGGUGGCUGAGGAGUACAAUCUCACUCUAAACCACAACAAGUGUGACUUCAAAGUCAGAUCCAUUAAAUUACUUGGGUAUUCAGUAACGGAUGGGGAAAUCACACACACCCGAUCCGGAACGCUUGCAACCACUGUGGAAUCUUUCACCCCCCUAAAGAUGCAGCUUCUCUUCGCAUGA
Messenger RNA from Macrobrachium nipponense, 1944 nucleotides. RefSeq lists its product as uncharacterized. Gene Ontology annotation, biological process: proteolysis. Lineage: Eukaryota; Metazoa; Arthropoda; Malacostraca; Decapoda; Palaemonidae. The record is from RefSeq and is a predicted model, not a curated record. The coding region runs from base 1 to 1944 and encodes 647 amino acids. The transcript has a single exon. Gene Ontology annotation, molecular function: aspartic-type endopeptidase activity; zinc ion binding; nucleic acid binding.